UCUGUGCCAACAUCACAUCUUUGACCCCAUCAUCUUUCUCGAAAACUCCAGAAUCCUCAUCAGCAUAAAUAAAACGUCGCGGAAGCGGAAAAAGAAAUAGCCAAGCCAGACGUCCAAGCGGACGAAAAGUCAAUCUGCGAAGCCAGCGCUUCCCAAACGAAACAAGCACCGAAUGAGAUAGGUCGUAAUCGUCUAUUUCCAAUCCGAGUGCGACCGACGACGUGUCAAGCAGCGUGCCUACCAGCAUGAGGUUGGUUGGUGUACCCAGUUGUACUAGCACCAAAACGGGUUGCCUAUCUUGGUCCUACCACAACCGUCCUGUUGCUCCUUGGUUUGUAAGAAGUACCCAGCUUGUCCCCAGCCUCCCUUGUUUCCUUGAUGUACUUCUUGUCCAUAUUCGAGUUUCCUAUGUAUUCGUCGCAAGUCAGACUUUUACCUUCAAGUACAUAUCGUUCAUAUUUGAUGUCACCAUGUUGACAGGGCUGAGGCGACGAUGGUCGGUGGUGUCGAAUCCUCCUGAAGGGAGGUCGCCGCUGAUGCCAGCUAUCAUACUCUGUACAAUGGGAGCUUUUGGAGAGGUUUGUUUGACAAGUACGCAUAUGUACUUGAUAGAACAAGCAGCAUGUAGAAAGUACUUUGGGGCUUAUGAUCCUGCACAAAUCGGCUUUAAUGGCUUGAUGGACGAGGAGUUGUGCAAAAUAGCACCAGUUCAGACCCAGGUCGCGCAGAUAAACGGAUUGUAUGCUGUCUUGGGAUUCAUUCCUCCCAUCUUUCUUACAGGACCCUACGGGAAGAUGGCGAAGAUACUAGGGAAGAAGAAGAUCAUGUUGUUGAACGUGAGUAGUCUUACUUUGGCUGGCUUGUAUUUUACGUUGGUUUGCUAUUUCUACAAUACUUUCGACAUUCGAUGGAUUUACUUGACACCAUUUCUCGACAUAAUUGGCGGAGGUCAAGUCAUUAUGGCGUCUUUCAUCAUGACCUACAUCUCAGAGUGUGUGAAUUCGAAGCGUCUGAGCCAUGUCUUCUACAGACUAAGCGCUCUGCAACUACUAUUCGCAUUCUUCGCCAUGCUAGUCAGCUCCGUCACCCUCCGCCGCAACGUUUGGGUCCAAUGCCUCAUCGGAAUCAUCGUCCUAAUCUGCAUGAUCCCAAUCUGCCUCCUCUUCCCCGACUCACGACGCACCUUCCUCGCUCCUCCCCAACGACCAACCCUCAUCCCAUCCUCACCCGAAGACUCAGCCUCCGACGACUCCGACUCCAUAACUUCCUCCCAAUCCAGCUCCGAAACCACUUCUCUCCUCCCCAUCGGCCCCCUAACCCCAGAAGACCCAGACUCCCAACCCGCCCUCUUCCGCACCAUAUUCUCCGCGCUCGCUUCCCACACCACACAUUCCCUCUCCCUCUUCCACUCCAUCAUCUACGCAAACAAGUUCUCCCGCUACACGCUCUUCACGUACUUCAUGCUCACGCUCGGCACCGGCAUCCGGAUCAUCUUCGCGCAAUGGGGGAGCAUUACUUUCGACUGGCUGUUCGCGGAAGUCAACGCCAUCACAGGAUUCGAGAUGGUCGUCUCGGGCAUCAUCCUCGUUUCUCUCCCGUACAUCACGCACUCGCUCCUGAAGCCUAGACUCGGGUCCUCGAGCUCGGUCGACAUUUUCGUCACGAAAGCUUCGGUGUUGGCGCACGCUGUUGGGGUGGUGUUGAUCGGGUUCGCGCCGAGUAGAGUGGGGUUCAUCUUCUCGAUGACGAUAUGGACGCUGGGAAGUGGGUUGGGGGCUAGUUUGAGGAGUUUCUGUACGGGGAUGAUGGAGAGUCGGGAGGCGAUUGAGGAGAUUUAUUUGGGGAUUGGGAUGAUGGAGACGUUGGCUAAUAUUGUUUCGACGGCGAGUUGGAGCGCGGCAUUCUCGGAGGUGCUGGAGAUGAAGUAUUGGGUUAUGAGGUUGCCAUUUAUGGUUAGUUCUUCGUUGUUGGUUGUGGUUUUUGCGUGUGUUUGGGUGUUGGGUCGGUUUGAUAGGGUGUUGCCCACGAUGAGUGAGGGCUUGAUGAAUGAUGAUCAUGACAGUAAUGAAAGUGAUGAUAUGCUUUAGUUAGAUGUUUUGUAGUUUUUGUUCUCUGUUGAUAAGCGUUGUAGGGCUGGUGAUAUCUUCGGUUGUUAUGACUUUACGCACGAUACGCUCGUUUGUAUGGAUAUUAUGAGUACACGCAGCGUGGGCGGCCAGUUACAGAAUGUUAGAUUCUCCUUCUCG
Mollisia scopiformis is the source of this 2246-nucleotide messenger RNA. RefSeq lists its product as uncharacterized. The coding region runs from base 246 to 2087 and encodes 613 amino acids. Gene Ontology annotation, biological process: transmembrane transport. NCBI's taxonomy places the organism in Eukaryota, Fungi, Ascomycota, Leotiomycetes, Helotiales, Mollisiaceae. Gene Ontology annotation, cellular component: membrane. The transcript is spliced from 4 exons. The record is from RefSeq and is a predicted model, not a curated record. Gene Ontology annotation, molecular function: transmembrane transporter activity.